AGCUGGUCAAAGAAGUUUAACAUCAGCAACUUUGUCUAUACACCCUAGGCGAUCAUGGCCGAUAUCACGGCAGUCUUCAACACAGCGCUCAAAGCUCACAACGCACCGCCAGUGACAUCUCAUCGUUAUUCUAUCGAUCGGCUAGACGAGUUUCUCAAAGAAGCAUACAGCAUUAAUGCUCGCAUAGCGGAUCUCACUACGUACCUUCGUGCUAUCAGACCUUCAUACUUAUCCACCGCUCCUGCACCUAGACGACCACAACGACAGAAUUCCACGGACCUUAAAAGCACACAGGAUACAGCACAACGGCACUUGUCCGAUACGGAGCGAGCUGCAAUUGAUGCCGAGGCCAAGACAGUGUUGCGACAGUUGCAUGCUGCUGUCGAACGUAUAGGUCAGACCGAGCAAAUCAGACAGGAUACCGCAUCGCAUGUCGCGUUACGCAAGCGCAAUCAGGGUGGACUAGGUGCCAUUGGAAGAUGGGCUGCUGGAGGAGCCGUUACCGCGAAGAGUGCAGAGGAAGAGCUAGAGGAGGCUAGGCAGAAGAUGCUGAACGCACACCGGGAGGGUAUCGUUUGGUAUCUCCAGGCCAAGCUCAGAGAAACCGGUACUCUCCAAAGCACAAUGAUGGAGAUCAGAAUACAACGCGAAGUUGAGAAGAGCAAGAGCGUGCUAUACAAGACCAAGGGCAGCAGCAUUCCCUUCUCUCAAAGCUUCGAUGCUGCUGUAGAUUCGGAGAAACCAGCAGCGCAGGAGCAGGAGAGGGCACAGCCUCAGUUGAGUGAUGAGCAGAUGCAGCUCUUUGCGCAGGAGAACCAGGACAUGAUGAAGCAUUAUCAGGACACGCUAGAUCAAGUCCGCACUGCGGAACGUUCUCUGAUUGAGAUUUCCGAACUACAGUCAACUCUUGUCACCAAUCUCACAGAGCAAAACGAGCACAUUGAGCAACUGGUGCAGGACUCAUUCUUCACGACUGAAAAUAUUGGCAGGGGAAACAAAGAACUCAAGAAAGCGAGCGAACGGCCCAGCACAGCAAGGCUUUUGUUCCAUGGAACGUGUGCUUUCUGUGCCUUCCUCGUCGUGUGGGAUUUGAUAUUCUGAGAUAUUUCGAGGUAAUCAACCUGAGCCGAUGAUAAGCGGCCUUGACCGGCAGUCUUCAUAUGUUCUGAUAGUGCUACUAUGAAGACCAGGCUUAGGUAUCGAGACGAUAUCAUUCGCUGAGCGAUCGGCGUUUGGUCUGAAGGGUGCGGGUUAAAACCGGACCGAUCGAUCGAGGAGACGAUGCCUCGGAACGUCUUGUGAGCACGAGAAGCGUGGGGAUCCCGAGGUUGUCGAUAGAGUACAAGCAAUAAACAUGCUGGCGUGAUGCAGAUACUAUCAGCUCGCCUUUUGUCCUCGAAGUUCCUCUCUUCUG
Messenger RNA from Aureobasidium pullulans EXF-150, 1414 nucleotides. RefSeq names its product snare protein syntaxin-like protein 18/UFE1. NCBI's taxonomy places the organism in Eukaryota, Fungi, Ascomycota, Dothideomycetes, Dothideales, Saccotheciaceae. The record is from RefSeq and is a predicted model, not a curated record. Gene Ontology annotation, cellular component: endoplasmic reticulum; SNARE complex. The transcript is spliced from 3 exons. The coding region runs from base 55 to 1101 and encodes 348 amino acids. Gene Ontology annotation, biological process: retrograde vesicle-mediated transport, Golgi to endoplasmic reticulum.